This is a messenger RNA of Pomacea canaliculata, 1526 nucleotides long. RefSeq lists its product as uncharacterized. Bases 12 to 371 code for a protein of 119 amino acids. Gene Ontology annotation, molecular function: DNA binding. The record is from RefSeq and is a predicted model, not a curated record. The transcript has 3 exons. Lineage: Eukaryota; Metazoa; Mollusca; Gastropoda; Architaenioglossa; Ampullariidae.
ACACCACCGUAAUGACACUUCACUACAUCCACGAGUUCAUCAUAACCAGCAAGGCAAGCUUUUCUGGCUCACUAGCCACACGGGACUUGCAGCUUCAACUUGUCAGAAAUACUGACAAACAUAUAUUGAAAAACACCAUUCCCGACGACAACACGGAGCCUCGUCCCAUCCAGCGGACAAGGUAUCGCGGCUAUCAGCUGGAGCUGCUGGAGGGCGAGUUCUCCAGGAACCCCCGCCCCUCGUGGGAUGUCAUAGAAGAACUCGCCCGAGAGACGGGGCUAACGGAAGGACAAGUGCGGGUGUGUGGGCGCAUGCAAGCCAUUGCGCGCAGGACCCACGUAACCGUCAAUUACAGUACAACAAGGACAUAACUGGAGCUUUCAGAGAGAGACAGAAAAAAAGAUGUCAAACACUAAUCUGUGAGUAAAAGUACAUUUCACUCUGGCAUAAGUCGAAAGCGAUAGCGAACUAAUAUUCAUUCUGAGCGAACUCCUACUACAUUUACAUAUGCUAACAUCUCCUACGACGAUAGAUUUAAAAAACCUCAGUCUUUAGAGAUUGAAUUAAUAAUAAUCUUUUUUAAGGUCGUUUUUAACUAGAAUUCGGAACAUAGGUGGGAAGAGAAACCUGGAUACAAAAUAUGAAUUUUGCCUUGCGGUACUCAAUACUGUUCAAUGCUAGUACAUUUAAAGAAUUUGAUUGCCCUGUGUUUACCGCUAGGAUUGUUUAUGUGUCUAUUGCAUCUCUAGAGUGAAAUUGGCUUUGUAGAAAUUUUGUGCAUACCGCUAGAUUUGGACUGGAUACAUAGUGCAGUUUAAUGCGAGACAAAUUAGAAAAAUAUGUUUGAUAGUUCUGCAUGCCUGUUUAUUGAAAUAGCCUUCAUUUGUUGAAUUAGUGCUUACACUCUGAAGUGUUGACUACUGUGUUAACUCAAGGAUUUUUAUUUCCUCUUGGUGUUACUAAUCAUUGUGCAGGCACGUUGGGAAGUAGUAAUUACAUUUCUAUCCUGAUUGUGUGAGUGAUUAGGGGUGUGAAUAGUUUGUUCUUUUAAGGAUCACUUUUCCGCCCUUAUGAUUUUAAGAAAACUUUGGGCUGAUUGGUAUAUGUAUUGUACCACUAGUAUUGUCUGACCUUAUUUAUGUAUGACAACAUAUUUUCUCUACAAUUGAUUUGUUUACAUACGCUUCAUUGUAACACAGGGAAGCACUUCCACGCAUUUUUGUGGAUUCUUGGCAUUAAUUUUUUUGUUAAAAUUGUUUGCAAUAAGUCUUAUUUUGUGACAAUGUACAUUAUUAUUUUUCUUCUUAUUAUUAUUGGUGAUUAUUCUGAAUUUCUUUAUCAGAAACCCUCAUAAAGCCAGUAACUAAGGCUCUAACGUCAUAGAGGAACCAAUUGUGUAAAUAGUUGAAGCAUGCAGAAAAUGAAAACAGCAUGCCUGGGUAGUCUUUAAUUCUUUAAGUGGCGUUUUAUUACAUCUUAUUCAUCGACACACACAUUCUGACGGCUUGUCUGCCCCUGCUUGUUGC